UCCAGCUUUUCUUUGUCCCGCUGUUAUUUUAGCGUCGUCAACGAUGAUGUCAAAAACAGUUGUUCUACAUCUUAUGCUGAUAGUGUUCGGUGCCUUCCUAUGCAUGGAUUUCGGCGGUCAAUCGAAACUUGCAAACGGAACACAAUGGAGUGCAAAUCAAGAUACUUUACCGGAAGAGGCCACUUUGUUUUCAACAAGAUUACCUUUGAAGGUGCGCUAUUUAGGAGAUCAAGAUACUUUCAUGAGAUGGGAGGCUCCCGCACACUGUUCAGCAGCAAACUCAAGUGAUGUAGAAACAGAGAUAAGUUGCAGCACUGCGGGACUGCAUCGUGUCAGACUACAGUAUGUGCAUGAUGGACAGAUUAUAAAUGACAGUAGGGUAAUGAUCAUGAAGAAUACCCCACUGUGCUACAGAUGGUAUGUGCUGGUAGAAACAGGGGUUGAGAAUACAGAUGACAUUGUUGUUAAGGUUUGGAUAUGGGAUCCACUCCUCUCAAGUCUUGAAGAAAUGAAGCAAACUGCUAUCAAGCCAUCAAAGUUUUCAGAGAGACUCACCAAGAUAUUCGCUGGAAAGGGGCAGGUACCAGGAUUGUUAGAGGUGAUACCAGACCCUAGAUUUCAACUGGAUUGUUCCAACAUGACAUUCCUCCCAUCUCAUAGUAUGUGGGAGUUUUACGUUCGAGUUUCUCGGUGCAAGGCUCAUAGAGUACAAGUAAGCGGCAAACCAAGCGUGGCUUCACAUGGAUGUUUUAUCAGAGAUACCAAGGCAGUGAUAUCUUCAAUGUGCAUCGAUGAAAUACUGCAAUCUGAGGGGUCAUUGACUUUGAAAGGUCAACUUGGAGUUUCCAUAGUAAUCAAAGACCCUUGUAACCAGGAUACAGCCUUCCUUAUAAUGAGCGGACAGUGUGUGUUUACUACCGAUGGUUUUAAGUCCACUGAUCAUAUCAUGGUGUCACCUGAACUCUUAAUGGGCGCAUCGGUAAAUGUGAGAGACAUUGCUAUAACCUCUGACUCUAUAAUCUACCAACUUGAAGAAGGGUAUUUACUCAUACAGGACAGAUCCUCUGGAACAUUCAUGCGGUUGACAGAAUUUCAAGUGAAUGCAAUCGAGGGUAGACCAGCAUGUCAUCAUUCACAAAUGCGUAAGAUUGAAAACGCCAUGUUUCUCGGUUGGGACAAUGAAUAUAUAUAUAUCUGGUAUGAAGCUGAGUUACUACAAAGCAUUCAAGUGAGCAAGGAAGAAGUGUCAUCUUUACAGUAUCCAUUCUGGCUUAGCGAGGAUAUCAUGGAGGCAAGUCAUUCAUCUUAA
Strongylocentrotus purpuratus (purple sea urchin) is the source of this 1309-nucleotide messenger RNA. RefSeq names its product cation channel sperm-associated protein subunit epsilon. Gene Ontology annotation, cellular component: sperm principal piece; CatSper complex. Bases 44 to 1309 code for a protein of 421 amino acids. Gene Ontology annotation, biological process: sperm capacitation; flagellated sperm motility. Lineage: Eukaryota; Metazoa; Echinodermata; Echinoidea; Camarodonta; Strongylocentrotidae. The transcript has 13 exons. The record is from RefSeq and is a predicted model, not a curated record.